Messenger RNA from Polyodon spathula (Mississippi paddlefish), 2763 nucleotides. Its product is annotated as protein PIMREG-like. Bases 554 to 1408 code for a protein of 284 amino acids. Lineage: Eukaryota; Metazoa; Chordata; Actinopteri; Acipenseriformes; Polyodontidae. The transcript has 5 exons. The record is from RefSeq and is a predicted model, not a curated record.
UGCCACAUGCCACACCCACAGCAAUCUCAUAAACACAAAAUUGUUUUUAUAUACUGGAAAUUAAAAAAGAAAGGGCUUGAGCACAACAAACAAACGCUUUACUCCGUGGUGACGUUUCACUUCAUUCCCCCAUAGCCUGAUCUGUUGACGUUAUCAAAAAGCAGACCUUGUAAACUGGCCAGUUAGUGUAUAUGUUGUAUAAGUCCAAUAAGCUUCUGUUCCUUGCGGCAGUUAACUGCGUCACACUGUGAAGAUUGUGCGUUUUAAUUCGCAAUUCAUAUAAAAACACUGCUCGUUAAUUCUGGGUGAGCCGUUAUUGUGUAUUAUAACGACAGGGACAGGCAAUGCUUGCCCGCAAUCGCAAGCCACUGACCCCUGAAGAAAAACCAAGCUGCGGGAACGCUGACGACACUGCCUGCCAAUCAGAACGCAGGAGCAGGCUGGGCUGGACGACUGGCGCCAAAUUCAAACAAAGAAAAGAGAAGAAAAAUCAUUGUUCGCUAGCAGUAGAGAACACUGUGUGACUGUUUGAGACUAACACGACCCUGUGACUAUGACCUCCUCAGUGUUGCAGAGCAUGGGCGCAGCGGUGGGCUGGCGUUCACACAGUGUCUUGGAGGACGAACCUGACAGCCCGCUCCCCGACCGCUUCCGCAAGCGCCCCUCGUCCAGCUCGCUCAACACCCUGCGCAUGUCCCUGCGCAAGAGGCUGCCGCUGCGCAGCGUGACGCUCAACCUGCAGGAGAACCCCACCUGGGAGGCGCUGGAGAGCCGGCAGAAACCCGGGGCAGCGUGCAGCCUGACCCGGAGCGCUCGCAGCACCCUGGGCAACGUGUCCCAGAGAAUCCAGAAGAGCUGCUUACCCCGGGAAGACUGUUUGAUCCGCACCCCCGGCAAGCCCCCCGCUGGAGAGAAACAGAAGGGCCAGGCCGCCCGCACACCCCAGAAAAACAGCACCCGCCCACCUGCAGCCUCCUCCAAAUACAACCUCAAACACACCCCCAAAUCGGGCUCGAAGAGGCCCCCCCGUGCUGCCAGGACCCCAGAAGCUGGCGGGCCCUUGCGGGCUGGGAAGGGGUGGAGCGGCAGGAGGAAGCUGGUUCGAAUGGCGGCCCUCAGGAGCCCCUUUGCCUCCCCCAGCAGAAGGCAGUUUGACACAGACCUCGAGUCCGUGUCCACCGGGCUGAGCAAGCUGAAGAAGCUCUCCCAGGUCUUCGAUGACGUCAUCGGGAAAGAUGAGCGCGAUCAAGCCGUUGAAAACCACAAGCAGCUUAUGGUAGAGAGCUACGAGUCCUCUCAAAACAAGGGGACGCACAGAGCAUCCAUCCGACGCAACACUGCCAGGAUUCGGGACACUGUCCACAGCUGGAAAGAUGCAGCCUUCUCAAACAUUCUCAAAGGGAACUGAGCCUGACUGCUGCUUCUGUCAUUAUACCUGGUCUUGUCUCUCCUGUUUGCUGACAGAUUUAUAUCUGGAUUGGGUAACACUUUAUCUCCUCAUUACUGUGUAUUUACGUGGUAGUUACUUGGUAAAUGCAUGUGUGCUUGCACAAUUCCGAUGUUAAGCACUGUUAAUAUGCUUUAAUGUGUAAAGCGUUUUGCACAAUAAAUUUAACUACACAGUUGUGAAAUAUUGACACUAAGUGCAUUGUAACUGUGCAUAAUCUUGUAAUUAUGUGCAAGUGCACAUGCAUUUACUAAGUGACUACAAUGUAAAUACACAGUAACUAGAUACUUUUCUCUCUCGUGGUGCACAAAUUUGGAGUGGGGUCAUAAUGAUACCUCAGUUUACCCCUUAAUUUAACAAACGUUGGAUAAAGCACUAAGCCACCACGAUCUCUCUCUCUCUCUCUCUCUCGUUCAUGUUGACAGCCAGCAUUGCCUAUCACUGCACUGAGCUCUGUGUCUGCGUGUGUUUUUAUAUGCGUGUGUAGUUCUGCACUACCUGCGGUGGAGGGCUGUGUUUCACAGGCUCUUUAUAAUCCUACCAGCACUGUUCGCUUCUCUUUAGCCUCUUCUCUUCAAAGCAGCUGGACGUCGUCUUCGGAUCCCAAAAGCAGCUGGCUUUUAAAAAUGUUUGUGUGGUUUUUUUUUUUUUUUUUAAACUGUUUUUCUAUAGCCAUUAGUAAUAAGCAUUAUUACAUGAAUAUUAACUAACAGCUAGCAUGGCUUUAGGCAGCUACAUUUAAUACAAAGGAAAUUAACAGUAUUGUGUUUUAGGGAGCGGAUUGAGGGGUGUUUAAUGUAACCGGCACAAAUUUAAUAAGACACUAAUACAUAUUUUGUUUGUAAUGUUUUAUUGUGAAGGAACUGCUUUUGUAUGAAGGAAUAAGUUACAUUUUCCAGGGGCUGCUGCAGCUGUUGGAAAGUGUGCAGUGUAACAGACUAAUUACACAUAUAAAUUAAUUUUAUACAUACAGUAACAUUAGACAAUGGACAAAUGUGUUUUUGGUAAAACAAAACAAAAAAAAAAAAAACUUGACACUAAAAACAAGAGUAAAAGAAUAAAUGUUUGUAACUUUUUUAAAUGUAAUAAAUAUAUAUAUUCCAGUGCAUUUUGCUUGCUUUGUUGUGCAUUGUAGUUUGUAUAAUUCCGUUGAUUUAAGUGUGUCCUUAAUUGAUUAAUUUGUGAAAACAGGAUUAAAACAUACGAAGAGCCUCUUUUUUUAUUGAAGUGGUGCACAAUUAAAAUCUUCACCAUUUUAUACAAACCGUGUUCCAUCGCUACAAUAUGGAAAUUGCAGCUUUUUUUUUUUUUUUUUU